Messenger RNA from Lotus japonicus, 1668 nucleotides. Its product is annotated as GDSL esterase/lipase At1g29670-like. The transcript has 5 exons. Gene Ontology annotation, molecular function: hydrolase activity, acting on ester bonds. Bases 393 to 1484 code for a protein of 363 amino acids. The record is from RefSeq and is a predicted model, not a curated record. NCBI's taxonomy places the organism in Eukaryota, Viridiplantae, Streptophyta, Magnoliopsida, Fabales, Fabaceae.
UUAUGAAUUCUCUUUUUCUUACACGGCCGACCACGUAUCAUUUUAGCUUAGGUUUUGUUAAGGGUUCACCAUGGAAAUGAGUAAAAAUAUCCUAUGCCGGGAUUUCCCUCACUGCAUUUCACAUUAAAGAAAAGAGAUGGUAUGGUAGUCACACACAUUGUUAUUUGAUUUCAUUAAUUAUCAUGUCCGCGUGAAUUCAAUGCUAGUAAUAAUUUCCAAAUAUCCCCAACUGUACGUAGAAGCCAUACAUGCAACUUGGCUUCUGAUUUUUCAUUCUACUACCGUAGGCCGUAGCUAUAUAUAGCUGUGCUCAUUUCACAAGUUCCUCAUCAAUCAUCAUACCUCAUUAGCCACAAUAAGUUGUUGCUUCUUCAAUAUUUCUUCUUGUUUCAAUGGCGCAUGGGGAGUUCAUUGUAUUGGUUUUGAUUGUGUGUUUGUGGAGUACUACUACUACUGGGGUUGGAGCUGAACCACAAGUACCUUGCUUCUUUAGUUUUGGGGAUUCUUUGGUGGAUAAUGGCAACAACAAUCGCCUCUCAUCUUUGGCCAAAGCUAAUUAUCGACCUUAUGGAAUUGACUUUCCUGGUGGCCCAACUGGAAGGUUCUCCAAUGGAAAAACUUCUGUUGAUGUCAUUGGUGAGCUUUUGGGGUUCGGCAGUUAUAUACCUCCCUAUGCAACAACUAGAGGCCAAGACAUACUUAGGGGAGUGAAUUAUGCUUCUGCAGCUGCUGGAAUAAGAGAGGAAACCGGACAACAACUGGGAGGACGUAUUAGUUUUAGAGGGCAAGUUCAAAAUUACCAAAGGACAGUGUCCCAGUUGAUAAAUUUACUAGGAGAUGAGAACACUGCAGCAAAUUACCUGAGCAAGUGCAUUUAUUCAAUUGGAAUUGGUAGCAAUGAUUACCUCAACAACUAUUUCAUGCCUCUAAUCUAUUCCAGUAGCAGGCAGUUCACACCACAACAAUAUGCAGAUGUUCUCAUUCAAGCUUAUGCUCAACAACUCAGGGUUUUGUAUAACUAUGGAGCGCGGAAAAUGGCGUUAUUCGGGGUUGGCCCAAUAGGUUGCAGCCCUAAUGCAUUGGCCCAAAGUAGAGAUGGAAGAACAUGUGUUGCAAGAAUCAAUUCAGCAAACCAAUUAUUCAACAAUGGUUUGAAGUCUCUUGUUGAUCAACUCAACAGCCAGCUGCCUGAUGCAAAAUUCAUCUAUGUAAACGUUUAUGGCAUCUUUCAAGAUAUCCUAAGCAACCCUGCAUCCUAUGGUUUCAGAGUAACAAAUGCAGGGUGCUGUGGGGUAGGAAGGAACAAUGGGCAAAUUACAUGCCUACCCCUUCAAGCCCCAUGCAGGAACAGGAUGGAGUUCCUGUUUUGGGAUGCAUUUCAUCCAUCUGAGGCUGGCAACAAUGUAAUUGGAAGGAGAGCUUACAAUGCCCAAUCUGCAUCGGAUGCUUACCCUUUUGAUAUCAAUCGCUUGGCUCAAAUGUAAGAGGCUCUAGUAGCGGUAAUACUAAGGAAAGUGUUUGGUAGAUCAUCAAUGUGUUUAGACAUCCAGAGUGGAAAAAUAAGAGAAUAGAGUUCUGCCACAGUUUUAUGUAGAUGUAAUUUGUUGAUUCUGUUAAGGAAUGUCCUGCACCAAAUCUAUGAUAUAAGGAAAAAUACAUAAUAUUCAA